Molecule: messenger RNA, 2252 nt
Organism: Diabrotica virgifera virgifera (western corn rootworm)
Lineage: Eukaryota; Metazoa; Arthropoda; Insecta; Coleoptera; Chrysomelidae
Product: kinetochore protein NDC80 homolog
Exons: 10
Coding region: 208-2202 (664 amino acids)
Biological process (GO): attachment of mitotic spindle microtubules to kinetochore
Cellular component (GO): Ndc80 complex
Source: RefSeq, a predicted model, not a curated record
UGAAACUUGAAUACUUGAAAAACUACUAACCAAAAUAACGGAAAUAUUUUUUGAUUUUUGAAUUAUUCUAUUAAACUUUUUGUAAAAAUUACUUAGAUGCAGUAAUAAAAAUAAGUUUUUAUAUGAAAUAUGUUUAAAAAAUUGGACAUUAAUAAAGGACGCUAACAACAACUAGUUAAAAAAUAAAGGCCAAAACUUACAUUCAAUAUGAGAAGAUCAAGCAGUCAAAGCUGCAUCCCCCUUCGCCUAUUUGGUCCAUCUACUAGUGCUAGCAAUAGAGGACGUAGAGAUAGUUCAAAAUCCAGAGCAUCGGGCCAAGAUGGUUUAUCCUCAAACAGACCUACAAGAGCAACAUCACUGGAUAGAAAAUCUUAUACAAAUAUGAAAACGCCCCUAACUAGACAGAAAAGUUUCCAAAGAACCACACCAAUAUCAGCAAGACCACAGUCAAGUGAUAGAAAAUCUCAUGCUGUAAAACAAACUCCUAGACAAAAUUUUCAAACAGCUACACCAAGUUCUAUAAGAAGUAACAGUACCUGUAAAUCAUCAAAAUCUGUUUCAACGUUAAAGGAGAGAAAGACAAUUCAAAAAUUAAGUACUAAUAAGGAUUGGGUCCAUGCACAGUAUCAAAAGGUAAAAUAUUAUAUAUCGACUUCCACAAAUAUUGAUCCCACUAUUCUGAAACCUGAAAAUAUUAGGCCUCCGUCGAUAAAGGGGUUCAUAUAUCUGGUAUCAGUAUUGUUCGGUGAGUUGUUUCCUUCUCCUGUAAAUAUGUCUAUGGAAAAUUAUAAAGAAGUGAUUGCAAAAAAGUUAAAGGCCAUGCACUAUCCUGGAUCCAUGACAAACUCUGUAUUGAAAACAGUAAACACAAUGCAUUCAUGGCCCCAAGUUAUCGGCAUGUUUGGAUGGUUGAUAGAUAAAGUGAAUCUAGUACAUAAUGGUCAAAUUGACAUGUCUAAACUUACACCUGUAGAGAAACAAGAGUGUAUUCUAACAAAGCUUUGCAGAGAUUAUAUUUUGGAAAGAUACCAAAAAUUUAAUGAUACCAAAGAUACAACAGAAGACGAAGAGCAGCGGGAAAAUUUUAUUUCUGCUUUUGCAAAUAACAUAGGCGUAGAUAUAAAUUCUUAUGAGCAACUAAAGAACCAAGUUGAAGAAAAGGAAAGGAAUUUGAACAGUCUUAUAAUUGAAGUACAGGAAUUAAAAGUGGUAAAAGAGAAUUUAGAAGAAAGGAAAGCUAGUUUACAAGAAAAUUUGGAUAGACUUCAAGAAACCGAUGCUGCCGAAGAUGCAGAAUUAGAUGUGGGAAUAAAACACUACACAAAAAUACUGAAUGAGUUAAUUCAACAAGAAAAUGAUCUUAACGCAAAUAUACACAGGCUCGAAGAAAGCAUCAAGAAACAGCCAUGUACGUACCAAGAAAAGAAGAAUCUCAUGCAUAAUAUUAAAACGCUGAAAAACGAAUUAAAUAUAAUUAAAGAAAAAGUUAAACACGAUCAAGAUAUUAAGCAUACUUUUGAUACAGAAAUCCAGGAGGAACAUGAAAAGUUACAAUCAAAAAUCAUCGAAUGGAAUCGAUCGUUAAGGACAGUCUGUAUUAAAAAACCCGAGUUUAGGGUUUUACUUUUUAAAGAAAUCGGUCUACAUAGAACAGAACUUCUUGACGAAAUUAAGGAAAUUGCCAAAAUUAAAUCGGAGAUGGAAAAGAAUAUGGUAAAGCAGAUAGAGUCGAUGGAAAUAAAUUUAAAACAAUGCAACGACGACAUUAACAACAUGACAAAGGAACUAAGUGUUGUUCAAGGUGAAAUUGAAUCGCUAAUUCAGACCAUCAACGAACUGAAUGAAAGAACGGCAAUCAUUGAAAAGGAGACACAAAUGCAAUUAGAAAAAUGGGAACAUGACAAACAGACGUUACUCUCACAUUUAAGAAAUUCUGAUGAACAAAGAGAACUAGAGAUGACUGAAGAAAAUAAUGAACAACUGUCACAGAAGCAAAAAGAAUUAGUAGAUUCCCUGGAAAAAUUCAAAGUAAUGGCUGUCGACUUCUUUCUUCAGAUUUACAGGCAAGUUAACAGGCAUAUGGGUGAACUGAAAAAAAUCGUGGAGAAAGUCAAAAAUCAAGUAGAAGCGGCGGCAAAAAAAGAAUUAGAGGAAAGAGAACAGUUAAAUGAGUUUUUAGAAAGUUUACAAGAGAAUAAUUAGUUUAGGAAAUAUUAUUAUUAUUAGAAAAUAAAGUUUUACUAUUUACUAUA